UGGCUAUUUUUAGCCACUCGCAAAAAAAAAUUCACAGAGUCCCUCCUAGUUGUGUUAUUCCCAUUCAGGUCGCAGCACUUGAUAGAAAGAACAGUUUUUGGCCAUAGUAGUGCAAAGUUUUGCCACCAGAAUGCUCUAGGUAUGCUCCAGUCUUCUUAACCUAAAAAUGACUGACCCUCCAGAAAAACGUGACCGGCCAAAACGUUCAUGUCAAGGCAAUCAAAACCCUCACUACGAACCAGUCAAUCUAGAUGAUUCUGAGAUUGAGGGCGCGUUAAAUGAUGAUGAUGAAGAAGGGGACUUGUUGAGACACAGAGACCGCUUUUUUGAUGUGAAUGAAGUUAUUGGAAAUUGGAGUGAUGACACCGAUGAAGACCCCACAUACGAGCCUCCCAAUGAGCCGGAUCGUAAGGAAGACACGUCAGAAGAGGAUCCACAACCAGAAGCAAUCCAGCGAAAAAGAAGGGAAAGAGGAAGAAGGCGCUCACUAAGAAAAAGGGAGAUGGGGCUAAGAAAUCGAGAAAAACGAAAAAUCAGGACAAGGAUUUUUCACCCCCAUGGAGGACAGGGACCAUUCAAUCCGACACCUUUGACGAUUGCUCAACCAGCAUACCUACCUAUCGACAGUGAUGAACUGGACAGCUGA
Molecule: messenger RNA, 646 nt
Organism: Homalodisca vitripennis (glassy-winged sharpshooter)
Lineage: Eukaryota; Metazoa; Arthropoda; Insecta; Hemiptera; Cicadellidae
Exons: 3
Coding region: 167-646 (159 amino acids)
Source: RefSeq, a predicted model, not a curated record